Messenger RNA from Symbiodinium natans, 2121 nucleotides. The record is from the annotation of a GenBank genome assembly. NCBI's taxonomy places the organism in Eukaryota, Dinophyceae, Suessiales, Symbiodiniaceae.
AUGUCGCAAGCGGCAGCAGGCUUCAGGGCACAGGAUGAGUUUUUUGAGCUGCAUCGACGGCUUGGAGAGUGCUAUGCGGCUGAGAUCUCGAAAUGGAAGAGGGCCGCGGGGGUGCCAUCUCCGGUGCCAUCUCCGGAUGCAUGGGGCGCGUCAUCAGUUUCGCACAGCAUUGGUGCGCUAGCAUGCAGAGGUCGCAAAGUCAACAGCCAGACGUCCCUCUCGCUGUGCCCGGCCCUGCCUGAACUCACGUAUGCAGAAUGCCCACGCGGAGAACCGGAAUCCAUCGACAACGAUGACACAUCCGAGUAUGGUGGCGAAAAGCAGACGCAGACCUUUGGCACUGCAUCUCUCCCCGUGGCGAGGGUGCAUCAGCCCCACGCCCACUGGAGCAAGAGUUCGCAGCGCCGAAUCUCCAGGCGGACCAGUGUCACCACGGCCGCGGCAACCAGGGACAAGGACCACACCCUCACCGACCUGAGCCGCUCGGGUCGGAGCGGAAGCCGCCAUUCGACGCCGUUCCGGCGCUGUGCAGCUUGCUUCUCUGCGCUUCCCUUGAGACCAGGAGGGCGAAUCCGAUACUUGUGGGACCUGUGCUCCAUCGUUUUCGUGCUCCACGAUGCCCUGCUUUUGCCACUCUACUUUUUUGGCUUGCAGAGGCUUUUUGUCGUGAAGAGCCUUGCCUGGUGUGCUCGCCUCUUCUGGAUGGCAGACCUGGUGGUGAAUAUGCUGACAGGUUACUAUGAGAUGGGCGUCAUGGUUCAAGACCUGAGGAAAACUUUUUGCCGAUACAUGCGGACCUGGCUGUUGAUCGACCUCCUGUGUGUGGUUGAGGACUGGACCAGGUUGACCUCGGCAGAUUGUGAGUCCGACCCGGAGAAGGAGUUCAUCAGCCUGCUGCGUGUUCUGCGCCUGCUCAAACUGAGGAAGAUGGGGGCACAGAUCCAGGAGCAAUUCCAGACGCAUUCUACAAGUGUUAAGUUCAAUCUACUCGGAACUUUGACGGGCUUGGUCAUUGUCAAUCACAUCAUCGCGUGCUGCUGGUAUGGCCUCAGCAAAGUGGGAGAUUCUCAGGGCACCGACACAUGGCUGAAGCUGAAGGGCUGGGAUGACGCCGAUCCCAUGUUUCAGUAUGUCGCUUCGUACUACUGGGCUUUCUCGCAACUUGGUGUCGGCUCUACCGAGAUCCACUGCUCCAACAUGCUGGAGUAUGUCUUUGCCAGCUUCGUCGCCAUGGCUUCCUUGCUGAUUUUCUCAACCUUGGUCAGUACCAUGACCUCGCUGAUGACCACCUUGAACAAGAUCCAAGAAGCAGAGAUAGCGCAGUUUCGUGCAUUGCGGCGGUUCCUGGCCUACAACCACAUUCCCCAAGAGCUCAGCACACGCAUCGUGCAGUUCGUGCAGCAUUCCUAUCCGCAGAAGAGCACCGAGAAGAGCGUGCAAGAUGGGGAUCUUGCCGUCCUCGAGAUGCUCUCAAGUCCUUUGAAGGCGGAACUGCGAUUCGCCCGGUUCAGGAAGAACCUGGACUGCCUUCCUUUCCUACGGAAAUUGAUGAUGAGUGAUGACCUCCAGAUUACCCGCCUUACACACAAGCUGGCAGGACACCUGGACCUCCUCUUAGUUGCACCGGGUGAUGCCGUUUUCUUCUCCGACAGCAAUGCGCAGGCCUGUUACAUGAACCUGAGUGGCACUUUGAAGUACUACCAGGCAGCAAGCUCAGAAGAUGCUCCAGAUGACAUCUGGCUUGUCGAGAUGUGCCUUUGGACACCCUGGGAGUUCAUGGGCACCCUGGUGGCCGAAGAAGUUUCGCAUCUUGUCUCACUGAAUGAAGACCACUUUAAGCAGACGAUCUGUGAGAGUGCAGUGGCCCAGAAGAUGGCAAGCGCCUAUGCCAUGCGUUACGUGAGUCAGUUGACAGCGUGCAAAGUGACAUCCGAUCUUUGGCUGUGCAACGAGGCGGACAGCGCACAAGCACCAAGCGUGAGUGUUUCUGCCACCCCUGUGGUGCCUCAGUCGCACUUGCUCUCCGUGGUCCGCCGGUUGAGCCGCCGAUCGCACGAGUCAGGACCGGGCGCUCGACGGGUGUCACCUGUCGUUCCAAGUCCAGAUUCAUCGGCAACCUGA